AUGGCUACACUCCAUACUCGGAUCUCCCCGCUCACGUCACUGACACGUCAGCAGAAUCACCGCCUUCCUUCAUCAGUCCUUCCAGUUGCUUUAGCUACUAGGCGCUCAGUCUCCUCUGCUGCUCUGUUGCCAGACGAACCCCGAAGGAGCAACCAUGACGGUAGCAGCAAGAGCAGUAACCAGACCAGCAAGAAGAGCAGUAGAAAUCCGGUGAGCAGCCACGUCAGCAGCACACGGAAAGGCCUCGGUGCAGGGAAGGGGUCCCUGAGCCUUGUUUCUGGGGCGAAGGGGUUCCGUGCGGUGGUGAGCUUUGCAAUCCGGAAGUUGAGGGGUGGUGGUGGUGUGUGGGAGGGGCAGCAUGAGGUCUGUGAAGCUGAAGAGCGGGACGGGUAUCACGCAGUGGAGAUGGGUGAAGCAGCAAAGGGUGCGGUGGAGAAUGAUGCUGUGCGGUCUAAUCCGGCCGCUUAUAACGCGUAUGUGUCAACUGGUGUCACAAAUGGAGCAGUCCGGGCGGUCAGAGAGGACAACGGGAGCAGCAGAGGGGCAAGUGAGGGCACAGGAAGUAGCAGGGGUGCAGAGGCUGAGGGAAUGAGUGAAGAGGCGCUGGAUCGACAACAUGAAUUUCGGCAGGAGCGGUUGAGUCAGGUGCUGGGUGCAGUAACAGCAGUGGAGGAUCAAGAAGCAACGGAUGAAAGAGAAGGGAUGGGGGAGAAACCAGGCAAUUGUGACCUUGUAAAGGGGACGGUACAAGUGACUGCAAGCUCGUCACCUGCCACACCUACAGGGGACGGUGGAAUCGGUGCACCUCUGCAAUCGCCCGCUGAUACAGAUUCUAGCCAUCUGUUUUCUGAGCCCGUGCUCGCAACAGCAGCCGGAGAUAUGGCGUUUUCCCUUAGCACCUCGGAUGUUGGCAUGGAGGAGGAAACGCAGGGAAUAGACGGAGAUGAGCGGGGGGAAGAGGAGGAAGAGGGGGAAGAUGGGGGUGAGGAAGAGGAGGGUGAGGAAGAAGAGGAGGAAGAGGAAGGGUUGUUGUUGGAGGCGGAGGAGGGAGGGCAGGAGCGCAAGAGUGUGUUGCGGCGGGGCCUGGCAGUCUCCUCCCGAACUCUCUCCUGGAUUUCUGACGUGGUUGUCUCACCCGCACUCAGCUUCACUGGCCCACCAGUGGCGCGUGCAUUCAACUCGCUGCCUCGCAUCCGCAUGGGAGUGCUCCUAGACGUGGCAAGGAGUGUGCGUGCCAGUGCAGGCGGCAUGGGCGCAUGGUCAAUGCGGGACCUCACUCACGGGCUGUACCUGCUGUCGCUGCAGCAUGCUGAGGAGAGAGCGGUUGACACAGUGGCAUCUACACCAGUUACAGACGAGCAAACAGUGCAGGAUCUGAUCUACCACUGCGAGUUUGCCAAGGCGGCCAUUGCCACAUCGCACAGAGCCAUAGCGCAGGCGUGCAUGGUUCGCCCCAACCGCAUAGUCAAGAUCGUACCCAAGGCUCGGUAUGGCAGGCCGGCCUACUUCAUAGCUCUGGACGACAAGCGUCGUCUUGUAGUGGUGUCGUUCCGCGGGACGCGGUCGGCGCACGACAUGCUGACGAACCUUGCCGCCCACUCGGUCCACGUCUCUACUGUUCAGCGUGCUGCGGAAAGAGGGAGAGAGGACGGGUCGGAGACAGAUGGCGAGGAGAGGAGCGGGGAGCGUGAAGGGGAUUACUUUAUAGAAAGCGAUGGGAUGGAGGGAGAGAGGGAGGGAGACGGGGUGGCUGCUUGGAGUAAGCGAAAAGACGAGACAAGAGAGGAACAAAGGAGAGCUCGAGAAACGACAGGAGAAAGGGGGAGCGUGAGUGAGAAUAAGCGGAGGAGCGAGGCCAAGCGACAACCAGCGAAUGAGUUUAAUGAGCAAUCACAGGCGAAACCAAAGCAGAGCGCCAAGCAGAAUGCAACGCAGAACUCAAAGCAAGGCUCAAAGCAGGCCCCAAGGGAGGAGACGAUGGAGGACGUGGUGGGAGAGGAGGAACGGCGCGACAUGGACGAGGUGAUCGCAUUCGGACACUACGGCAUGGUGCAGGCAGCCGAGACGUUCGUGCAUGAGGAGUCCCCCCUCUUGCGCCACCUCCUGGCCCACCACCCGGGGUAUGAUCUGCGGCUGAUCGGGCACUCCCUGGGGGCGGCGGUGGCGGCGCUGGUCACCAUCCUGCUAAGGCCACAAGCGGAGGGGCUGCUGGGGAUAACGAGUGAGCGCGUGCGCUGCGUGGGGUUCGCGACUCCGCCCUGUGUUUCCAGGCAUCUGGCGCUCUCCUGUCGCCCCUUCAUCACCACUGUUGUCCUGCAGGAUGACAUAGUGCCGCGCCUCAGUCUGCACGCCUUGGAGUCGCUGCGAAACGAAGUGGUGGCAUGCGCUGCUGCUCAGCCCAGCAAGGAGAAGCGCGCUCGCCCUGCUUCUUCAGACAACAGCAACAGCGAUGGCAAAGCAGGUGACAGUAACGGUGCUGCUUAUAGGGAGGGCGAGCUGACCAACGCUACCAUACUCCGUGACUCUACUGCAACAGAUUCUUCCUUUCACUCCCUUCCACUCUCUACAUCUCACCCUCCUCCUCUAUCUCCGCACUCUCCCCCGAAUCCUUCCAUGUACCUCCAAUCCCCGUCCGACUCUUCUGCGCCUUCCCCCUCUUCCGCAUCCCCUUCAUCCCAACCAUAUCCCACCACCACGAAUAGCGCUCCCCCCGAAGAGCUUGAUGUUUCUGACUCGUGCUCAUCGGCCCUAGAUGCCCUCUACACCUUCUCCUCCUCUCGUCCCCGAGAAACCCCCGUCGCCUCUUCUCGCACCCCUCGCUCUUCAUCCUCUGUACACCCUCGCUCGUCCCUUCGAUCCUCCCCUUCACCUCCUCCUCCUCCUGCCUUAUCCUCUCCUGACUCUUCCUCGCUGCUGACCAAGCUCAAGUCAAAGAGGUGGAGGAAAAAGAAGAAGGAGCGGGAGCUGAGUCGACAUGAGCUGCUGCUGCUGCAACAGGUGCAGAUGGAAUGCUAUACCUUGGACGAGCACUACUCCAAUGCCGGAGCAGCUAAUACCGAGGCUAACUAUGAGCUACUGCCACAGCACCUGCAGCAUCAGCAGCAACAGCCGGAAGGUGAGGAGAAUGGGUGGGAAGCAGGAUCGGAUCUUCUUGGCAUUGAAGAGACAGCAGGCAACACCCAGGGGAUGGAUGAUAAGGAUAAGAUAGAAAUGCGUUACGCUCCCGGAAAGCUGUACCAUAUAGUGAGGGAUAAGAAGGAUGGGGAGCAUGUGUUGUUGGAGGCGCAGGGGAGUGCACGAUUUGAGAGGAUUGUUUUGUCAUCCUCGUUAUUGUCGGAUCACCUUGUCAACUCGUACAUGUAUGCAUUGCGUGAUGUGCUGAAAGGCAUGUAG
Messenger RNA from Closterium sp. NIES-65, 3393 nucleotides. The record is from the annotation of a GenBank genome assembly. NCBI's taxonomy places the organism in Eukaryota, Viridiplantae, Streptophyta, Zygnematophyceae, Desmidiales, Closteriaceae.